AUGUCUUCUCGAGUCCGAGGUGUAUGGCCGAGAUUGAUGGGCGGAUCGGACGAGGCUGAGACGCCAUGCCGGUCCGACAAUGGUGGGCGGGAGAAACGCGAAAAAGCCUCACUCAUCCGAGCCAUCCCACCGGCCAUCGGCCAGACACCUCAAACUAUGAGGAGGUCAUGUGGAGAGUGCUUGGAGAGAGAGAGAGAGUCGGACCAAUGCGGACGAGUGGAGGGAUCGCUGCGGUUUGGACAAGACGACAAAACCACUUGGCCAGUGGACGACAAAGAAGAAGAGGAAGAAGAAGAGAAAAGUGAUGAACAAAGAGAAUAUUGGAAAAAGGUGUCUAAAGCGAAUGUACGAGAAUGUUAUCAAGACUGA
This is a messenger RNA of Protopolystoma xenopodis, 369 nucleotides long. The record is from the annotation of a GenBank genome assembly. NCBI's taxonomy places the organism in Eukaryota, Metazoa, Platyhelminthes, Monogenea, Polystomatidea, Polystomatidae.